GAAGACUUGGAUGAAUCGGGCAUGCCUUGCAAAGGUUGCAAUCAGGAAUUGGAAAAGUGUCAAUGCCAAAGUCUAUUGCAAACCAUCAAUGAGGUCAAUCAAAAAUUGGUUGAUUUGGAGUUGUUGGAUCGCUUGGCCGGACAGUCCAUGACAUUUUUGGUACAACAACGCAUAAAAGAACACAUUAAAAAUACCUGUCAUGGUAUAUUCGAUAGAAGUCAUUUGAAGAAUUUGUUAACGUGGCUUGAUGAUGUAGUCAUUUGCUGGCUAAUGCAAGUAUUCCACAACAAAGUCUCCAGUGAUCCGGAUGCCAUGCACACCGAUGAUAACUCCAAGUCAUCGGAUGUCAUACAAAGCCUGAAGGUCAAAUUGACCUUUUAUGUCUAUGAAAACUAUGCCCUGAGUGUGAUUGAUCAAUUCUUUAGUAUUAUCAUUGAUUUCCCUGAUUCCAUACCGGCCAUAGAGGAUUUAAAAAUUUGUAUGGAGAAAAUAAAUUUACGCCGUCAAAUUAUCAAUACCUUAAAAACUUCUUUGGAGGCUCGCAUUCUACAUCCCGGUGUUAAUACCAUGGAUAUUCUAACCGGCUAUGUGGCGGCCAUUAAAGCCAUACGCUACUUGGAUAGUAGUGGUGUUAUUUUGGAAACCGUAACAGCUCCCAUUAAGGAGUAUCUUCGAAAGCGCAGUGACACCGUACGUUGUGUGGUAACAAGUUUAACAGAAACUGAAUCAGGGCCCACUGAUUUAUCGGAAGAAUUGGCCAAGGGAGAUGCUGUCAAAGAUGGUGCGACAGGAAAUGUCCACGAUGAACUCAGUAAUUGGGAAAAUUGGCAACCUGAUCCAUUUGGUCUGGACAACACAACGGUACAAACUCGUGCGGUAAAAACUUCACGCAGUGCUGAUAUUAUUUCCAUGGUUGUGGAUAUUUAUGGUAGCAAGGAAUUGUUUAUGAGUGAAUAUCGUAAUCUGCUGGCAGAUCGUUUGCUAACACAACUAGAAUUUAAUCCCGAAAAGGAGAUACGUAAUUUGGAGCUAUUGAAAUUGCGUUUCGGUGAGUCGCUGCUACACAAUUGUGAGGUAAUGCUUAAGGACAUUGCCGAUUCGAAGCGUAUUAAUAGUCACAUACACAGUGAUACCAAAUAUGUGGAGAAUAAACAAUUUGAUAUCUCCUCCUUGAUAAUAUCCGCACAAUUUUGGCCCUCGUUUAACAAGGAAAGUGUUGAGCUACCCGAAGAAAUUGCCAAUGAAUUUAGGAAAUACACAAAAUCCUAUGAGGAGUAUAAAGGUAAUCGUACCCUAAAUUGGCGCACCGUGACCGGCAAGGUAUCCAUUAGUAUAGAGUUGGGUGAGAGAGUUCUAGAUAUGACUGUGGCUCCGACUCAGGCUGUUAUCAUCUAUCAUUUUCAAAAUAAAAAUGAAUGGUCUUUGGACGACUUGAGUACAUUGGUAAAAAUUCCACCCUCUGUGUUAAGAAGACGUAUGGCCUUCUGGCAAUCCCAUGGUAUUAUAAUUGAAUCUCAACCGGGUAUUUACAAAUUAAUUGAGGAUGAGUUACCCAAGUCACAAUUGGAAAAAUUACCAAUCAAUGAAAUUAUCACCGAAGAUGAAGAUAAUGAAUCGGCCAUGGCCAGUGCUUCGGAUCAAAGGGAAGAGGAGUUACAGGUUUUCUGGUCCUAUAUUGUUGGCAUGUUAACAAAUUUGGAUUCAUUGCCCAUUGAACGUAUACAUCAAAUGCUGAAAUUAUUUGCCUCAAAUGGUUUGGGUGUUGAAUUUACCCAAGAUGAUUUGAAAGAUUUUCUGCAACGUAAAGUACGCGAUCACAAGUUAAUCUAUUCCGGUGGGGUAUAUCAAUUAGCCAAAUAA
Molecule: messenger RNA, 1860 nt
Organism: Musca vetustissima
Lineage: Eukaryota; Metazoa; Arthropoda; Insecta; Diptera; Muscidae
Gene: morula
Product: anaphase-promoting complex subunit 2
Exons: 6
Coding region: 22-1860 (612 amino acids)
Biological process (GO): ubiquitin-dependent protein catabolic process
Cellular component (GO): anaphase-promoting complex
Molecular function (GO): ubiquitin protein ligase binding
Source: RefSeq, a predicted model, not a curated record